AUGAAUAAUGAAAAUUAAGGUUAAGUAAAUAAAUAUUUUUGCAAUAAGAUUAUUAUUCAAGAAGAAGAAUAAGAGAAGUUAGCUUAAUAAGACAAUAAUAAACUAGAAUAAAAUUAAAAAUCCUUUAAAUUAAUAGAAUUUAAUGACUAUUUUUCAGGUUUUCACAUAAAAAUUAACAAUUAAGAUUGCAUUUCAUAUUAAAAUGAAACUUUAAUAUCUACGAAAAGCUAAUCUAAAGAUAGCAUGAGGUAAAUAAGCGAUGAUCUUAUUUUUGAUUAACGAGAGUAUCAAAUAUCAAGUAUGACAACACGAAAUGAAAAGCCUAAUAGGGAUAUAGAAGAUAGCUAGAUUUUUGAUUUAGUAGGGGAAACAAAUUCUUCAUAAAUUAAAAAUAAAAACAAAAAAAAAUAAGCUGAAUACUUAUUCAUAAAUAAGUACUUAAACGGACAGAAAUUAUUUUCUGCUAAUACAAAAUUUUACAUUUAUACAGAUAUAGUUAUUGAUAUUGAUUACUUCAAAAACUAUUCUUAAAAGGAAACUUAUAUUAAUGAAAAUAAGCUAUAAUAGAUUUAAAAGGGAUUUAGAUUUAUUAAUUAGAUAUUUCAUCGAUUUGAUAAUAAAUUUAUUGAGGUUGAUUUAGAGUUUUUUCCAUCUAAACUCAACAAUAUAGAAUAAAUAUUAUUUAUGCUUAAAUCCUUAGGAGAUUCUAACUUGCUGAUUGUAAUUAGCUAGCUGCAACAGCUAUGGAAUACAGUAUAAGAAUUUAAAAUUUUAUUGUUUUAAGAAAGCUAAGAUAUUCUUUUUAAAAAACACUACAAAGACAGACAAUAAUUUUGCGAACAAAAAUAUCAGGAGAUCAUAAGCAAGCUAGAUCAAAAUGAAAUGAUUUUCUUUUAUUAUCAUGUCCCAAACUUUGAAAAAUGUUUAUUUGAAAGUAGGAAAGCAGGAUACUCUCCUUAGCUUUACUAUAUUCUAGCAUAGAACUCAUAUUUUUUUAUGGAUUUUUUGUAAAAAAAUGGGUGUUGUGAUCCAAGGACAUAAAUACACAAGUUAGAGAAUGUAUUUAUAGAAAUAAAUUAAUGCUUAUAAGCAAUUAAAUUAGGCUUACAACCACAUCGAUUUCAGGUUGUUGAAUAAACUGAGUUAAUCACUUGUGAUAGCUUUAUAUUUCCUGUUAAACAAAUAAUUGAUGUGUACCUCUUAGCACAUGAAUAUGACAAGAAACAUAACCUUCAUUUUAAAUCAUAAUACAUACUUUCCACUUACACAUUUAAAUUCGAAGAUCAAAAAGCUUACAAAAACUUUUUAAAAUUUAGAUAGUAAUAAUAAGAAGCAUUCUAAUAUUAAUAUGACUCCUAUUAAAAUUUUACUUAACCUGAUAAUGAUUAUAAAAAUUUUGAUAAUUCACAGAUUGAAUUAAUUGAUAAAUAUUAUGCUGAUUCUAUAGCUGAUUUGCAAUAACUUGGAAACAAAUGGUUUAAGAGAUGUGGGUAUGCAGACAUUCCAAAAAAGAAGCAAAAAAAAUGUAACAAAAUUGAAUCAAAUAAAAGUAAGCAAUGA
Molecule: messenger RNA, 1560 nt
Organism: Tetrahymena thermophila SB210
Lineage: Eukaryota; Ciliophora; Oligohymenophorea; Hymenostomatida; Tetrahymenidae
Exons: 1
Source: RefSeq, a predicted model, not a curated record